AUGCAGUUAGACUUAUUGAAAACUAUAUAUUUACAGCAUCUCAUGAGAUUUUAAAAACUAUAUAAUUAGAAUAAAAAGCAUGAUUCAGCUACAAAAUAUUUUAAAGUUUAGCACAAGCUGGUGAAAAUUAAAUAGAUUUAGGAGGUAAUGCACUUAUAUAAAAGUAGAAUUAAUGUAAACAGCAAACUCAUCAUGAAUUGUACAAAAAGUAAUCGAAAUUUUCAUUGCUGUUUUACAACAUGCGAUAAGGAAGUAAGCUCAAAUUAAUACAGAUUCUUCAUUCAAAAAAUUCUCAAACUUUAGAUGUUUCUAUAAAAUUAAAUUCUAAUCUGGUUAAAUGAACCAAUUAAUGAGGCUGCUUUAACUUGGUGUCUAAUCCAUAUUUUGGAAGCAACAUUUCACUUCAUUUUAUAAAUUUAAGUAGCCCUUUACUUUAUUAUGCAGUUCUGCUCAACAACAAGGUAUAUGCUGAAGCAUAAAAGUGGUUAUUAUUUGAUAUAUAAACAGCUUAAUACAGAAACUAGUAUUUUCCUCUCUAUUUAAUUUUAUUGCAUGAAAUUAUUUUUAUAUUACAAGAUUUUUGAAUAGAUAUUUGUGUACAUUUCCGGAAGCCCCUUUAGACUGAUUCAAGAAUAAUGGUCCAAUAUCAGGCUUUCAUAAUAAUUACAUAAAUGGCAAAUGCAGAAGUGUAUAUAAAUCUGCUUGUAACUGGAGUAGGCGAAUAAAAAAGUAUUGUUAUUUGAGAAAUUAUGUAAAUGCUGCCCUUUUUAUUGGUAACACUCUUAGAAGUUUGUGAAUACAAGUAGCACUAGAAGAUUGUAUGCAUAUUAUGUAAAAGCACAUAAUGUUUUCAUAUAUGCAUCAUCAAAUGAAGCAGUUUUGUUGUUACGCUCAUCUCCCUCACAAGUUGUGGUGAUAAUUAUUAGCUAAAGAAUAUAUGAAAAAUAGCGAAUACUAUGUAGAAAGCUCUUCAACAUGGUAUUGUAUUGCAUACAUGAUAUGCAGACAUCUCCUUUCAAGACAGUUCCAAGUAUUACUGUUGCCACAAAGUCUCUAUCAUAAAAUCAUCUGGAGAGAUAUUAGAGCUUUAACCACAAUUUGAAAUGCUCUCAUAUGCAGAUUUUAUAUUUUAUUGGUUAAACAACUGUUUUAAGGUGGCUGGUUAGCAGAAACUCAACUGCCAAGCUCAACUUAUACUAUCGAGAUUAAAUCGGCACUACAAUACCAACCUGUGUGCUAGUGUCUUAAGUUUUUUUGUGA
Molecule: messenger RNA, 1260 nt
Organism: Paramecium tetraurelia
Lineage: Eukaryota; Ciliophora; Oligohymenophorea; Peniculida; Parameciidae
Exons: 1
Source: RefSeq, a predicted model, not a curated record